AUAUGCAGGCCUGAACAUCCUGGCAAGCAGUCAAGCUGAAGACAUCAACACACUGGAUUCGCAGACUACUGUAUCAUGGCGAGGAUUAUCAUCAACCUCACAGCUCUACUGUGCUUUAUUGGGUUACUUCACCACGCAAAAGGUGCCAACUGUUUUGAGAAGGUAGCCGAUAUAGUUUUUCUACUGGACUCGUCUAGUAGCAUAAGGCAGGAGCAAUUUCAGGACCAACUUAACUUUGUACAAAAUGUAGCAGACAACUUUAAGAUUGGCAGCAACAACAUUCAGGUCGGAGCAAUAACAUUUAGCGAUGAGACAAAACUGAAUUUCCAACUGAACACACACCAAACCAAACCGGAACUGAAGAGUGCCAUCGCGAGGAUACCGUACGUUGGAGGAGGAACAAAUACAGCGAAAGCAAUAGCUUACGCCCAAGAAAAAAUGUUUACACCGGAAAACGGUGGUCGCGCAUGGGCAGCAAAAAUUUUGGUGUUAAUCACAGACGGAUUUUUGAAUAGAGAGCAUUAUGUUGCUGCACAUCAAGAGGCUUACUUUGCUAAAUUUGAUAACGUAACUAUAAUGGCUAUUGGUGUGGGAAGUGGUGUCCAGGAUAAGGAUUUGGAGGGGCUGGCCAGUACCCCUAAGGAGAAGUAUGUGUUCCGUGUGAACGACUACCAGGCUCUUAAUACUCUCAGGAACGAGUUAUCCAUUAAAACGUGUCAAGUCCCUCCACAGCAAGACCAAUCCUCAGAAGAAAAUUUGGAGCCCGAAAAACAACCUAGGAAAUUCUGCGGAGGUAAGCCAGCUGACUUGUACUUCCUGUUGGAUUCCUCCAACAGUAUACAUAUAACUGACUUUGAUCGACAGCUGAGAUUCGUCAGUGACGUCAUAGAUAUCUUUGAUAUCUCUAAGUCCCAUACAAGGGUUGGGGUUACUCUAUACAGUGACGGCAUACACCCUGUCAUCCCAAUCAACAACGAUUUCGAUAAAGACGACCUGAAAUAUCGCGUCAGCAAGUUACAACGCUUGACUGGAAAUACCAAUACCGCUGCAGUCCUCAAAUAUAUUAGAGAAUAUGGUUUCCGGGACGACAUUGCGAGACCGGAUGUGGCUCAUAUUGUUGUACUGUUGACCGAUGGGAAGUCCACUAACACCCUUCAGACAGAAAUGGAAGCGAAUUUAGCACAUAAGGCAGGGAUAUAUGUAUUUGCCGUUGGAAUCGGGAACAUGGCGUCUAUUCCGGAAUUGAUGGCUAUCGCAAGUGACCCUGACGAGAGCUUCUUAUUCAAAGUCACCAAUUACAAUGCCCUCCGACAUCUGAGAAACAUACUUGCCAUCAAAGCAUGUACAGUUGAAGCUACACCUAAUGAUGAAUCAGUCCAGAAUGAUUUUGCAUGUGGAAUUUAUAGUCCACGAGACACCAUGUUCGUAUUUGAUGGUGUUACCCUCGGUUUGGAAAAGUCAACCAUCCUCCGGAAGGCCAUUGGUAAAAUUGCCAAGAAUAUGGGUCUGGAGAGUCGACAUGACCAGAGGGUUGGAGUGAUGUCCGAGGCAUAUGGGCAUAACACUGACGCAAGGUUGUCAGAAAUCCGCGAUCAAGCAUCGUUUGAGGAAAGAUUGGGCAGUGCCAAAGGAGGGAAACUUAGAAGUCUACUUAGGAAAUUACGCCAUCACGCCUUUCUGCCAAACAAUGGUGGUCGGUCAAGUGCAGAGCACGUGGCUGUCCUAUUCCUGGACGAAAGAACAGAAAUCACACCGCGAGUCAUUCACGAAGCGAGGAGAACAAUGUUUAAAAUCAAAUUGUACGUAAUUGUUGUCGGCAGUGAAGGGUCGAUACCAGGAGCGAAUCGGAUAUGUAGUUCUCCAGCCGAUGAACACUUGAUGUACGUGCCCACAUAUGACGAUAUAUCUUUAUCAACGGUAUCUAUCGCCCAACAGCUAUGUGACGCAUGAAGUGUGGACUGCUUGUCUUAUUGGUGCUAAUACAUUGCAGUUUUUCAUAUCCGUGCGAUAUAAUAUCUCAUAUUACAGUCUUUGAAUGAUUCAUAUCGCAGUCACUUCAUUUCCACGCGCCAUUGUCAGAUAAGCUGAUGACGUGACGUUCAUUUUCAAUGAAAGACGACGGCGUUUCCGUUUCGUCGACCAUAUAUCAGUUUGCUUUCAUCUCAUAAAAUGCAAGAAGCUUGUGUGAAAUAACAGCAUUAACACAUGAGUCCGCAGGGCUUCAUGGAUUGAGUCACGGAUUUAUUUAAUAUAUGAAUAAUUUUUUGACAAAAUAUCACAGCUCGCAAACAUACCUGAUAGCAGUAUUAUUAAACACUGAAUGUUUGAACAUUCCAAUCCGUUUGGAUUCAGUCUGUGAUAUUUUGUAUGCUGAUCAUUUGUUAAUUUAUUAUAUAUGAAUCUCAUUGUGAGUUAGUAUGGAUGUGUGUAAUAGAUGGUUGGUGUCUCAACAUAUAUAUAUCUUUGUCUUGCGUUGGGAAUUCUCCAUUAUGAGUGUCACAUAUAAUGUGUUUAUGUAUCUACAGUUCAAGCUCUCAUUGUCCUCACUAAACACAACGCUGAAUUCAUCAUAUCGUCUCAAAGACGACCGCCGUAUAUAUUAGUCAGUAACCUUAGGAGUAUAAUGGAAGUUUAACUUACCUGGUUACGUAGUGCAUUUAUUCUGCGAUGUGUUGAGCUUCCACGAGUCAUUAUCAUUAAUUCGGAGAUAACGGGUUGCUUAUUGCUUACUUUGUUCUAGCCUAAUGAUGUUAAAUUCCAUAUAUAUACUGUAUAUAUCAAUAUCAAUAUGUUUGAAAUGAUUAUAUAUUUAAAACGUGUGCAAGGAAAUGGUUGUGUAAAAGUAUUCUAAAUGCGUUUACGUUACCGAAAAAUUGAAAUCCGUUCUAAAAGGAUGGUAGCUUUUAUAGAAAAUUAAGUAUCUGGUGUUGUGAAAUCCACUUUUUUUUUUUAUACUUCUCUACAAAUGUUUAAGAUUUUCCCUAUUUUAAUGUAUGCUGUAAUUUAAAUGUUGUUGCACGUACACUGUAUAUACAACAGCUUCGAUUUUGUGUUAGUUGAAGAAAUAAAAAAAUGUGAAUUUUUA
Pecten maximus is the source of this 3085-nucleotide messenger RNA. Its product is annotated as cartilage matrix protein-like. The coding region runs from base 76 to 1950 and encodes 624 amino acids. The transcript has 7 exons. NCBI's taxonomy places the organism in Eukaryota, Metazoa, Mollusca, Bivalvia, Pectinida, Pectinidae. The record is from RefSeq and is a predicted model, not a curated record.